Messenger RNA from Belonocnema kinseyi, 648 nucleotides. RefSeq lists its product as uncharacterized. NCBI's taxonomy places the organism in Eukaryota, Metazoa, Arthropoda, Insecta, Hymenoptera, Cynipidae. The record is from RefSeq and is a predicted model, not a curated record. Bases 65 to 607 code for a protein of 180 amino acids. The transcript has 10 exons.
CUUGGUUCUUUUUUUAGAGAAAACUUUGAUUGGAAAAAUAUUACCUUGAUGUUCAGUUUGAAAGAUGACGGGAAAACUGACGUACGCUUUCUUACUGACAAGCGCAGUUAUAUUUACGGCCACCUUUGCGAACCCAAAAGCAAAACAAGAUGAAACUUUUGGACAUGUCCGCCGAAAACGACCUCUCCUUCUUACAACAGCACACCUAAGCCCCGCUGAGUGUGUCGAUAGUUGUGGGGACCCUCUGGUAGGAACCGCAGACGUUUGCAUAUCUACUGGUUUUUAUAGUCAGACUGCCACCGUAGAGCACUUUAACUGCUUAAUAGGAUAUGUCUUUCGCAUACAUAAUGGAGUUUGUACGCACGAUCAUGUAAUUUAUCCUACCGAGCAUACACGUCCACCAAAAGUUGAACAUGACCGUAUUCUGUGUGGCCGGAGGUGCUCAAAUGCUGGAACGAGUUGGAUUUGCGCAACUGAUGGUUAUAGCAAUUGGGCUAUGACUUCAGAGCACCACGCCUGUUUAGUAAAAUGUCAGAUAGGACCCAUAAUACUACGUGCAGAAGAAUGUCCUGAAUUAUAUCAUCACGUGCACCGCCCUGCUCCAUGAAAUAUUUUGUGAAAAAAACAUGCACUACAUGUAAUUUGUGU